AUGGAGUCAACGGGCAAGAGUAGGGCAGGCGUCGACCACAGGAGCCACGAGCUAGGCGCUGAGGCUGGAGUUCCUGCGAAAGAGCAGGGGAUCGACAAACAGAAGCAGCCACUUCCCGAAUCGAUUCAUCCAGUUCGGUCUCACGCGUCGCACGCAGACAAUGCUAUCUCCUUGCGCGAGGUCGACCCUGUAUCUGUACGACUCGAGCAUCUCUCUGUAUCAGUUGACGAGUCGCCCAAUGCGUUAGCGAAAGCCUUCUCGAAAAAGAAGGCGGUAGCAGGCCAAAGUCACGUGAAAAAAAUCCUCGACGAUAUUUCAGCCGACCUUCGAAGUGGAACACUCACAGCUAUCAUUGGUGGCAGUGGCAGCGGCAAAACGUCUUUGCUCAAUCAGAUGAGCGGACGCAUGCGAGGAAACCGAAUCUCAACGUCUGGCCGGACCCUGUUCAAUGGUAGCGAAGACACCUUGAACAUCAAGAGUGCCUAUGUGAUACAACAAGACAUUUUGCUCCCAACAUUGACUGUUCGAGAGACUUUGGCAUAUGCUGCGCAACUACGUCUACCAUCCUCGGUGACCCUGUCUGAAAGGAAGCAACUAGUCGAAGAAGUCAUUACAGAGUUGGGCCUGAAGGAGGCGGCAGAAACCCGGAUAGGAAAUCAUGCGCACAAAGGCUGUAGUGGUGGUGAGAAGAGGCGGACAAGCCUGGGUGUUCAGCUUCUCUCCAACCCAAGCCUACUGUGGCUGGAUGAGCCCACCACUGGUCUUGAUUCCACAAGCGCCUAUCAGGUGGUCAAGACUCUACAGAACCUUGCUCGAAAGGGUAGAACGAUUGUCGUCACAAUUCACCAGCCUCGAUCAGAGAUCUGGAGCUUGUUCGAUAACUUGAUACUACUCACAAGGGGCAGUCCGGCGUAUGCAGGUGGCGCAGAAGAAUGUCUCAAUUACUUCGCACAGCUCGGCCACACGAUGCCGCCAUUCACGAACCCAGCUGAAUAUCUUAUCGAUGUAGUCAGUGUCGACAACAGAAGCGAAGAAGCAGAGGCCGUUGCUGAAGAGAGAGUUGAACACAUCAAAAGAGCAUGGAGACUACAGUACGACAAGAUGUCCAGCGAGAAGGGUGAACAGAGCUUCCUUACUGCGCCUGCUGAGCCUCAGCCGACGAAGGUGUUGGUGUCAAGACAUUCAUCUAUGAUCCAACAGAUUCGAGUGUUGACUACUCGAACCUUGGUUGUGACUAUUCGAGAUCCGAUGGGCAUGUUCGGCAGUCUUCUGGAGGCUAUCAGUAUGGCUGUCAUCACUGGGUGGAUAUUCUUGCACGUUGAUGGCUCUCUAUCUGGGAUUCGCUCUCGGCAAGGCGCACUGUACAACGCAGCAGCACUUCAAGGCUAUUUGAUAUUGCUCUUUGAGACUUACCGGCUUACUGAUGACAUUCAGCUGUUCGACGAGGAAGCUCGACAAGGCGUCGUCAGCAUACCAGCAUUCCUCAUCUCGAGGCGUUUGGCACGAUUUCCUAUCGAGGAUCUACCCGUACCGCUCAUUUUCUCCCUCAUCUACUAUUUUAUGGUGGGGUUUCAGGCCGACGGCGGCGAAUUCCUUAUAUUCUUCAGCGUCAUUUUGCUUGAACAUUACAUUGCAGUGUGUUUUGCCAUGGUUUGCGUGGCCAUCUCCAGAAAUUUUGCAGGUGCCAGUCUUGUCGCCAAUCUUGCUUACACUCUGCAAUCCAUGGCAUGUGGAUACUUCAUACAGUCGAACACCAUCCCUAUUUAUGUGCGAUGGACCAAGUGGACCGCCUACGUAUUCUAUGCUUUUGGGGCUCUAUGCGCCAAUGAGUUCACUGGUAGCUUCUACGACUGUCCUGCUGGUGGCCCUUCAGACGAAGCAUGCAAAGAGUAUACCGGCAAGUUUAUCAUGGACUCUCUUGGCUUCCCAAAGGAGUGGAUAUGGCGACCCAUCCUCGCUUUGAUUGGUUAUGUGUUCGCCUUCUACGUCGGAGCAGCCGUCCUCCUUAAGUAUUGGAAGGCAGAAAUCGCCAUGGCUCGCGCUCGGCCAUCCAACAUAGACGGUUCUGCAGGCAAAGAGAAGAUGAGCGAGCAAACGCCUAACGAAAUAAGGACUAUUAACAUCCGCCUUGAAGGGUUCGGUCUAAACAUCGAGAAACGCACUUUGCGUAAGCAGACGACGAAGUCAAUCCUCAACCCGCUUACAGCAGAGUUUCAGCCAGGUUCACUGAACGUCAUCAUGGGGCCGUCCGGUUCUGGAAAGACAUCGCUCCUCAACAGCAUGGCUGGUCGAUUGAAGGAUGAUCUUUCGACGCGAUACAAAGCUUUCGGCACCAUGACCUUCAAUGGCUUAGCACCUUCAGAAGACGUCGUUCACUCCAUCUGCUCUUUCGUUACUCAAGAUGACGACGCCCUCUUGGCUUCCCUCACUGUUCGCGAAACACUCCGCUACGCCGCCGGUCUACGUCUGCCGAAGUGGAUGGAUAAGCAACAGAAGGUGCAAAAGGCCGAGGAGAUACUGUUGAAGAUGGGUCUCAAAGAUUGUGCAGACAAUCUCAUUGGUAACGACGUCAUCAAAGGCAUCAGCGGCGGCGAGAAACGCAGAGUUACCAUUGCAGUACAGAUUCUGACUGAACCGCGCGUCCUGCUUCUUGAUGAGCCACUCUCAGGUCUCGAUGCCUUCACUGCACUCUCCAUUAUGGAUGUUCUCCUUGGUCUCGCACACGAAGGCCGCACACUCAUCGUCACUAUUCACCAACCACGCUCAGACUUGUUCGCUCGCUUCGGCAACAUCAUGCUCCUCGCUCGUGGUGGUCAUCCCGUCUUUGCAGGACCAGCCAUUCAGCUGCUCCCGCACUUUGCUGCACAGGGCUACGUCUGCCCUGAACACGUAAACCCGGCGGAUUUUGCACUCGAUCUCAUCACCGUCGACCUCCAACACGAAUCACGCGAAGAAGCCAGCAGAGAAAAGGUUCGCAUGCUGAUUGAAGCGUGGCACCCUGGCCUCUUCCCAGCCACAAGAACCGGCUCGAUAGCUACACCUGCCGAACUUGGAAGCCUUGCGCGCGAGCCUGCGAGCUUUGCAGCCGCGUACUCGAUCCUCAUCCGCCGUGCAACAAAGAACUUCUUUCGUAUGCCCGACCUGAUCGUCGCAAGGAUCAUGCAAGUCGUAGGCCUGGGUAUCGUGUUGGCACUCUUCUUCGCACCGUUGAAGAAUGACUACUUCGCUAUUCAGAAUCGUAUGGGGUUCUUGGUGGAAAUUGCGCCGCUUUACUUUGUCGGUAUGUUGAACAACAUCGCCACCUACCCGACCGAGCGUGACGUGUUCUAUCGAGACUACGCGGACCGCAUCUAUGGAGUCGAAGCCUUCUUCCUGACCUACAUAUCGAUCACCACACCUUUUGAGAUCAUCUCUUGUAUCGUUUUUGCAAUCCUCACGGUACUCGCAUGCGGACUGGAGCGCGACGCAAGCACCUUCUUCAUCAUUACGUUCAAUGCGUUCUGCAUAACGAGCUGUGGUGAAAGUAUAGGUAUCGCAUUCAAUACGCUGUUCACACACACGGGAUUCAGUGUGAACAUUAUGAGUGUGUUUCUGAGUGUUGCACAGGUCAUGGGCGGCGUGUUGUCCCUUAGCAUCCCGUCUUUCCUGCAAGCGUUCAACCAUCUGUCGCCGGUGAAGUGGGCGAUUGGCAACAUGGCGCCGUACACGCUCCGUCACCAAAAGUUCACGUGUGAGGACUGGCAGAAGAUCAACAAGCAGUGCCCUAUCACGACGGGACAGCAGGUUCUAACCCUGUACAAGCUUGACAAGGACCCGGACAUGUAUAUCAUGGCAUUGGGCAUCUGCGCAGUGGUGUACCGAUUCUUGGCGUAUGUGGUGCUGAAGAUGGUCAAGGAGAGGUGGCUGGGGAGGCUGUGGAGGAAGAUGGGGGGGCGGUAA
Ascochyta rabiei is the source of this 3939-nucleotide messenger RNA. RefSeq lists its product as uncharacterized. The coding region runs from base 1 to 3939 and encodes 1312 amino acids. Gene Ontology annotation, cellular component: membrane. Gene Ontology annotation, molecular function: ATP binding; ATP hydrolysis activity; ABC-type transporter activity. The record is from RefSeq and is a predicted model, not a curated record. Lineage: Eukaryota; Fungi; Ascomycota; Dothideomycetes; Pleosporales; Didymellaceae. The transcript has 4 exons.